UGGGACUGGGAGCCGCAAAAAACGUAACACCGUAAACAUUACGGUAAAUCACUUUUUAAAGUAACGGAAAAUUUCAAACAAAUAAUAAGAUGGGUGAGUUUUCUGAAGAAGGCCUCACAUUGGAUCUGCUGAGGGAAGCCAGGGAGGUGGUGAGAAGCAGCCCCCUGGGUGUCAUCAACACUCCCAUGAUCCCCUGGUGCCAGACAACCCUGCCUCUCGACAUCCACUGCAACAUCCACAUCAAAUUGGAAAACAUGCAGAGAACUGGGUCGUUCAAGAUCAGAGGAGUGGCCAAUCAGUUUGCCAGGAGACCGAAGGGAGGUCAUUUUGUCACCAUGUCUGCGAAGAAAAAUGGGAACUAUGGGAAGGGGUGGGGGAGGGAAAAAAAAAAAAAGGGUAAAAAAAAAGGGGGGGGGGGCCCCGGCCCCCCCCCCCCCCCCCCCCCCCCCUUCUUCCUGGGGGUUAGUUUCGGGGUGGAGGUGGAGCGGGUUCCUACCUCCUGUCUGAUGAAUGUGGUGAACCGCUGUGUUCAGGAGGAGAACAUGACCUUCCUGCACUCCUAUGAUGAUUUGGAUCUAAUAGCAGGACAUGCCAGUCUAGGUAUGGAAGUUCUGGAGGUGAUGCCUGAGCCUGAUGUGGUGGUGGUGUGCUGUGGUGGAGGGGGACUGCUGGCAGGUGUAGCUGCUGCCAUCAAACUGUCAGGCUGUGAUAAGACCAGAAUCUACGGCGUGGAACCAGAAGGAGCCUGCACCAUGUACAAAAGUUUCAUUGAGAAGAAGCCAGUGGGCAUGGACUCCCAGAGCAUUGCCUCAGGACUUGCACCACCUUUUGCAGGCACACUGCCCUUUGAGUUGUGUCAGCGUUAUGUGGAGGGUAUUGUCCUUAUAAACGAUGAAGAGAUCAAGGCGGCCGUGUCCACCCUCUACCGGUCUGGACUUGUGGUGGAGCCGUCGGGCUCUGCUGCGUUCGCUGCAAUCGUUAACAACAAGAUACCCGAGCUGGAGGGGAAGAACGUGGUGUGCAUCCUCAGCGGAGGCAACAUCGGAAAAGACGAGCUUACCAACUUCCCAGACUGACGAAUGUGCACUACCAUAAUGUGACUUUUCUUAGAGUAACACUGUGAAGAUGAAAAUCUAUUCAGGUCAAAAUGUUAUCAGUACAACUAACUUUAUGAGGAAGUCUCUGUUGUAACAGAAUACUUGUUUGGGAAGUGCAGAUGAAUCAUGAUGAAAUUAACAUUCAUUUUUUAUAACCAAACUCUCUAGAAGAGUAUUUUAAGUGCCACAAUCUCAAGUCGAUCAAUAUACAUUUCAUUUCAAUGUAAUUUUGUUUGUUCCAGUGUGUGUUUUAAUAAACACCUCCAAAAUCUCAUUUCAUUAAGAGUCAAAAAAAAAAACUGAAUGAAAGUGAAUAAAAAGUAAACAUCCAGGUGCAAGUUAAGUAAUGCUGUGACAUUUUACAUUUCUAUUGGUUAGAGAAUU
Perca fluviatilis (European perch) is the source of this 1481-nucleotide messenger RNA. RefSeq names its product serine racemase (gene srr). The record is from RefSeq and is a predicted model, not a curated record. NCBI's taxonomy places the organism in Eukaryota, Metazoa, Chordata, Actinopteri, Perciformes, Percidae. Gene Ontology annotation, molecular function: threonine deaminase activity; L-serine ammonia-lyase activity. Gene Ontology annotation, biological process: L-threonine catabolic process; L-serine catabolic process.